UGUAGAGUUUCCGUUGUAAGCUGGUCAUGUGGAUUUGUCACGUCGACUGACAGAAAACUGCUUGGUUUCAUUUCAGCAACUUUGAGUGAAAAGUGCAGCUUGAGCAUUCAGACAAACGUCUCCGUUUGUGUUCCACCGAAGAGAGAAAGUGUGACAUGUCUUAAGCUAUAACUCCAGCUGGAACUCGAGGAGGCCUCCUGUGUGAAGUGCGGUGCUCGUAUCCAACAGUAGAUCUCUUCAACAGCACGAGACAGGGAUCACAGACUGAGAGUUUGAGUUUGUUCUGGAUGCUGGAGGAGAUUCAGAUCAGAUUGCAGGAGAUUCUGACCUGCCAAAUACACCAGCAUCAUCAUCUGCCCGCCUACACACACACACCUCACAUCUGACCCGCCCCCAACACACACACACACACACACACACACACUCGGCGCUGGGCAGACUGCAGCGAACGGCUCCGCUGGCUCUGUGUUUGAGAGACACAGACGACACAUCACGUUUCUUCUGACUCUCUGUGUGUGUGUGUGUGUGUGUGUGUGUGUGUGUGAUGUAAUUGUUUAACUCCAGCGGGUCAGAACAGGGCGAACCAUCCGUUAAUCACCAUAUGAGAUCCGUCAGCGGGACACCAGACACAGAGACGCUCGUGAAACCGUUUGGUGAUGUGGCUGUGCGUUCUGUUGGCGUGUUUGCUGCUUGAGUUCUGCGGCGCGGCUCCUCACACUCACAUCAACCGCCUCGCACUCUUCCCUGACAAAAGCGCCUGGUGUGAGGCCAAAAACAUCACGCAGAUCGUCGGACACACGGGCUGCACGCCACGAUCCAUCCAAAACAGGGCCUGUCUGGGUCAGUGUUUCAGCUACAGUGUGCCCAACACCUUCCCACAAUCCACCGAGUCUCUGGUCCACUGUGACUCCUGCAUGCCGGCGCAGACGCAGUGGGAGGUGGUGACUCUGGACUGCGCCAGCAGCGAAGAAGCCCCGCGUGUGGAUAAGCUAGUGGAGCGCAUCCUUCACUGCAGCUGCCAGUCGUGCAGUAAAGAGAGCAGCCAGGAGGGGGCGCUGCUGCAGCUGUACCCUUCAGAGGGAGCGCUGGAGACGCCGUCGCAGCCAGACGCUACACACACGCAGCACACUCACGCGCAUUUAGACGUACAAGCACCUGAGGCCGGGUGAUGUGCACGCGCAUGCUUACACUAGGGCUGCGCGAUUAAUCGAUUGUGAUACUCAUGCGCAUCUCGUCAGUAAAGACGGUUCUGUGAUUAGUAGUAAAUCUCCAUCAGCUGCUUUCAGAUGGAGCAGCAUUUAAUU
Messenger RNA from Cyprinus carpio (common carp), 1304 nucleotides. Its product is annotated as neuroblastoma suppressor of tumorigenicity 1-like. Gene Ontology annotation, molecular function: receptor ligand activity; BMP binding. Gene Ontology annotation, biological process: animal organ morphogenesis. The record is from RefSeq and is a predicted model, not a curated record. Lineage: Eukaryota; Metazoa; Chordata; Actinopteri; Cypriniformes; Cyprinidae.